This is a messenger RNA of Babesia sp. Xinjiang, 522 nucleotides long. RefSeq lists its product as uncharacterized. Lineage: Eukaryota; Apicomplexa; Aconoidasida; Piroplasmida; Babesiidae. The transcript has 2 exons. The coding region runs from base 1 to 522 and encodes 173 amino acids. The record is from RefSeq and is a predicted model, not a curated record. Gene Ontology annotation, biological process: translation. Gene Ontology annotation, molecular function: structural constituent of ribosome. Gene Ontology annotation, cellular component: ribosome.
AUGCGUACAACGGCGCCUAAUAACGCUAUUUUAUGUUCAUUAGGAUUCCUAUUUCUGGCUUUAACGCUAUCAGUUUGUUUAGCCUUCAGUGUCUAUACAAGCUGUUUUUUUAACCAAAACACAGCGCGUCGUGGUCCUUAUCUCGGUAUUCUUCGCUCCGAGAUCACGAUAGGUUGCGAAUCAUCAGUCGCACAUCACCUCAAAACCCCGUUUUGGUCGUCUUUAGGCAGUCGAAAGUCCAUUGAGACUGUGAUUCACACUGGUGAUUGUGAGGACUACGACGUCAACUGCAUCCAGUACCGCAAGGCACGUUUUUGGCGUGAAUUAAGCACCCCUGAGAUCGAAGAGGAGAUUAGAAAAGUUCGUAAAGUGCUGGCCAAGAUCGAGUUGUACCGCAAAACAAAGAACCCGGCACUUCAUCCAAGUUCUUUGGGCAAUACACGCCGUACUUUGGCGCAGCUUUUGUUCAUUAGACAUGAACGCCACCUUCGUUCGCUACGAGAGAAAUCAGAUUCGAAGUGA